Messenger RNA from Morus notabilis, 1803 nucleotides. RefSeq names its product pentatricopeptide repeat-containing protein At5g61800. The coding region runs from base 16 to 1719 and encodes 567 amino acids. Lineage: Eukaryota; Viridiplantae; Streptophyta; Magnoliopsida; Rosales; Moraceae. The record is from RefSeq and is a predicted model, not a curated record. Gene Ontology annotation, biological process: RNA modification. Gene Ontology annotation, molecular function: protein binding; RNA binding. The transcript has a single exon.
UCACCCAAAGGCCAAAUGCCGAAAGCAAAAGGCCACUUCUUAUCAAUCUUGAUCAAAGCCACUUGCAUGAACAACAAACACAAUAUUGGAAGCAGAACCAAAAUAAAAAACACCACCCAAGUCAUAUCAAGCCAUUGCAAGACCCUAAACCACCUCCACCAACUCCACGCCCACUGCCUAGUCUCUGGCCGAAACGACGACGUCUUCCUCAACGCCUUCCUCCACACUCUCAUAUCCCUUCUUAUUUCGUCGCUCAAUCUCGACCGUACACGUGGCAGGUCAAUUCGGUCGUUGACCUACGCGGUUUCUCUUUUCAACCUCGUCAGGAACCCAACUACUUUCACUUUCAACAACGUUAUAAGAGCCCACACUAUCCUCUCUCUCCCCUCUCCCUCCUCUCUCUCUCCUCUCGUCUUCUUUGCGCGCAUGCGGCGCCUCGCCCUGCCUCCCGACUCCCACACCUUCCCCUUCGCCCUCGCCGCCUGCGCUAAACUGGACCCCACAUUUUCCCUUCCCUUUUCACAAGCUCUUCACUCCCAAGCUCUCAAAACUGGCUUCAGCGACGAUUCUUUCGUUCUUAAUUCUCUCAUUCGCGUCUAUGCUCUUUCUGGGUGCAGCCCUUCUGCCCUUCGAGUUUUUGAUCAGGGUCGUCCUCACAGGGACGUCGUCUCCUACAAUAUUCUGAUUGACCAUCAUGUGAAAUCCGGCGACAUUACGAGUGCCCGUCAACUGUUCGACGAAAUGCUUGAGAGAGAUUCGGUUUCUUGGGGAACAAUCAUAGCCGGUUAUUCGCAGAGUAAAAACUGCGACGAGGCGAUUUCGCUCUUUCACGAGAUGGUGAAGCUAGGUUUUAUUCCUGAUAGUGUCGCUUUGGUCGCCGCUCUCUCUGCAUGCGCUAAGCUCGGGGACUUAGACCGGGGUAGAGACGUCCACGAGUACAUAAAAAGAAACGGCAUUCGUCUAAAUCCCUUCUUGACGACCGGGUUGGUGGACUUCUACGCAAAAUGCGGGUGCAUUGACAUAGCUAAAGAAAUAUUCGACACGAGAGCAUCGUCGGAGAAGAGUUUGUGCGCAUGGAAUGCCAUGAUUGUCGGGUUUGCCAUGCACGGUCUUGGCGAGUUAUCGCUCUCCUACUUUCGGAGAAUGACAAAGGAAGGAAUCAAGCCAGAUGGGGUCACCUUUCUAGGGGUGCUGGUGGGGUGCAGCCAUUCAGGGCUGGUGGAACAAGCCCAGGAGCUUUUCUAUGACAUGGAACGCUGCUACAUGGUUCCAAAAGAGCUCAAACACUAUGGAUGCAUGGCCGAUUUGCUCGGUCGAGCUGGUCGGAUACAUGAAGCGAUGGACAUGAUAAGGGCAAUGCCGAUGUGGGGUGACGUGUACGUGUGGGGCGGGCUGCUCGCAGGCUGCAGGCUGCAUGCGGGGAACGUGGAGGUUGCGGAGGAAGCCGCAGGGCGUGUGAUGGAGUUGAGGCCUGAGGAUGGCGGGGUUUACUCGAUCAUGGCGGGUGUUUAUGCGAGUGCAGAGCAGUGGGACGAUGUGGUGAGGAUCAGGAGAUGGAAGGAUUCAAAGAGGGCGGUUAAGAGAAAUGCUGGUUGUAGUUUGAUUCGGUUGGGGGGCGUCUCGCAUGAGUUUGUUGCUGGGGAUGAUUUGCAUCCCCAAAGUCACGAGAUAUAUUCGCUCUUGAAUGGAAUAGAAAAACAUCAACUUGAAGCAUUCUAAUUAAAAAGUAGAGUUGAAAUUUUUCACACACGUACAUAUAUUAUAUACAUAAAUGUGAUUUGCCGUUCAAAAUAACAUGUUAUU